This is a messenger RNA of Cherax quadricarinatus, 23083 nucleotides long. The record is from RefSeq and is a predicted model, not a curated record. NCBI's taxonomy places the organism in Eukaryota, Metazoa, Arthropoda, Malacostraca, Decapoda, Parastacidae.
AGUCAGUCAUCAGUCAGCAUCUGAGAGGAGUAGUACGUUGCAUUAUCCUCCUCAUCCAUCUUCAAUUAUCUCCUCUCCUAGCUGUUAUAUCCUGCGAUUCUCGCUUCUGUAAACUCGCCAGUUCUUUAUGCAGUUGACGAUAAGGCUUCCUCAGCUGCUCUAGACCUGGCUUCAGAACACGGCAUCUAGACAUGUCAGUCUUCUUCACUGAAAAAGAGGCUGCAAGUUAACCAGCAACAUGGAAUUACUUACCCAGAUAUCAGCCAUGUCUCGAACAGCUGACCGUUAUGAUCGCCUCUUAGAGUCUGGACGCAGGAUGAGUUCAAAUCAAUGUGUUUUGGGAAUUGACAUAGGGACAACAUCAGUGAAGUGUUGUCUAGUGGAUGUUUUGUCCAAGGAAGUCAUCUCUAGCCAGAAAAAAGACACAUACUCAGACGUUCCCAGUGAACUUGGUACAGAGGGCAACAAACAGGAUGUUCCACGCAUCCUCUCAGCACUGCAGAUGUGUGUCUCGCGGCUUCCUAGGGAAGGAAUGAGGAAAGUGAGCAAGAUUGGUGUGUGUGGCCAGAUGCAUGGCUGUAUGCUCUGGAAGCAAGGUGAAGCUUGGGAACAAAAGCCAGACUCUGAUAGAUUUGCAAUUAAUCAAGUGAGCAAUUUAUACACUUGGCAAGACAGUCGAUGUACGCAAGAGUUCCUGUCUUCUCUCCCAGAGCCUGAAUCCCAUCAAGCAAUAUCAACUGGUUUUGGUUGUGCAACUUUACUCUGGUUUAUUAAAAAUAAACCUGAUACAUUUACCAGAUUCAACCGAGCUGGAACAAUCCAUGACUUCCUUGUGUGUAUGUUGUGUGGCCUAGAUCAUCCUAUUAUGUCUGUGCAGAAUGCCGCAUCCUGGGGCUAUCUCAACACUGUCACAAAGGAGUGGAAUUAUGAAAUACUGGAAGGGGCUGGUCUACCUCGUGACUUUCUGCCAAAAGUAGUGGAUUCUGGUGAGGAUGCAGGAACACUGGCCAAUGCUUGGUAUAGUAUCCCUGCUGGCACACCAGUCAUUGCUUCUCUUGGCGACCUUCAAUGCUCAGUUCUACCAUUGCUCUCCAAGAACAGUGAUGCUGUGAUCAACAUAUCUACCUCAGCUCAGUUAUGCUUCAAAAUGCCUAAAGACUUUGUGCCAGCAGAGAAGCCACCAUCUACCCCUCAUCCAAUUGAGUACUUUCCCUUCUUUGACAACUCUUACUUGGCUGUUGCUGCUUCACUAAAUGGUGGAAAUGCUUUGGCAGCAUUUGUUCGAACAUUGCAGCAGUGGAGUCUUGAUCUUGGCUUUCAGGUUCCACAAUCAAAAAUCUGGCAGAGGGUUCUUGAGCUUGGGGGAGACCAACAGAGCAAGUCUUCUUUGGCUAUUAAACCUUUAAUAUUUGGAGAGCGUCACACCCCACAAGAAAAUGCUUUGUCUAAUUUGACCUGGGUAAGUGUGUGGGAAAAAAUUUCCCGUUCACUGUGUAAGGGUCUAACACUACUGCUCCGUAGCAUGAUGCCACGCUCGAUCCUCGUUGAAAAUGGCAUUACAAGUAUAAUUGGGGGCGGUUCAGCCCUUGCCAGGAAUCCUAUUCUACUGCAAGAGCUAGAAGAAAUGUAUGAUCUACCUGUCUCACUAGACUCAAGAGGUGAUGCUGCCUAUGGGUCUGCCUUGGCAGCCAUUAAUUCAAAGAAGCCUUGAGAGCAUUGUUUUUGUGGAAUUUAUAAGUUGAAGAAAGAAUGAAAUGUGAAGGUGCUACCUGGGAUUGCAUAUUCUGCCUAUUCUUUUGUCUUAAAUCAUCUUUCUGUCUCUACUGUGUUUGAGGUAAUUAUGUAGGAGACCUCAGGAAAGGAAUUCUUCACUCUGAAUCCAGUCAAGCAAGAAGUCUUUAGAAACUGCCUUCAGGCUUGCUUCCUUACAUUUUCAGCUUUUAAAGUUAUUAAUGAUUUGUUUGAUUUUGACUUGUGCUUGUAAAGUUAGCUAUGACUAAUAGACCUUAAAAAUUGUCUCACUAGCUAGACUAUAUUAUAAACUGAUCACUUUGAGCCAUAUGUCUUGCAUAUAAUUUAGACUUUAAUCUCCUGAAAACUAAGGUUUUGUUUGUGCUGCAAGUUCAGCCCAGUGAAUCAAUAAAAUUGAGUUUAGUUCAUCAUUGAUUCUACUGUUAACUCGGUUUUUUAGGCAUGAAAUUAGGUAUACUGAAUUUUCAACCAAUGUUCCAGUAUUUUGUGAUCUUUUUAUUAUUCAUAGCUAAGGUUCUUGGUGCUACAAAUAUUUUUCUUUCUGAAAUUUAAAUUUCUAGUGGACCCAGCUUAUUGUGAAUCAUUUUAAAACAGUUCCUUACAUUUUUUAUAGUAUUAGCCUUACAGACUAUGUGAAUAUUUAUCUUUAUUUUUCUUUUUUACAUCAAGUUUUCUUUGUUACUGGCCAAUUCUACUUAUAGUGUCAUGAGUACUUUACUGAUCCCUUUGUUUUGCUUUUGUGUACUUUUCUCAUAUGCUUUAUUAUUCCUGUUACACCUCACAUAGUUGUGAUGUAGUAGAGUUUAAAGAAGUAGAAUAAGAUCUCAGCUAGUGAAAGAAAUACAGCAUAUAGACAACAGAAUGGUCGAUAUACACAAGUGCAGAGCAAAACUUUUAUCAAAUUACCAUUUGCCUGUACAGCACUCUUUUUUGAGGUCAUUGACUUGAAAAAAAAAAGUCGGUUGCACAAGUAAAACAUCAUCUCAAUAAAAGUUUUGCUUUGCAUCAGUUUCCCUUUCAAGCAAUAUCUUACUUAACAAGGACUGUUGAGCCUCAGAAAGCUACCUAACAAUAACGGGAUGUCUGCAUAAGAUAUCUUGACAGUGAUACCUUCCCUCAGAAUACCCUAUGGAAAUAUUCGUCUGCCAUAUAAAGAAUCUUACAGUAUUUUUCCAUUGGUAUAAAUCAUUCAUAUAAAUACCAUUUGCCACUAAUGCAGUUUGUGUUCUUUCAGCUUGAUGUUAAAAGAUCUGAUUUAGUGGCUUCAUUCAAAAUCAGUUUGUAUCUUAAGGUGAUGUGAUGGGAAACAAGGUAAGGGAAAGCAUUCUGCUUUAUAUUUCUAACGGAAUUGCUAUAUUAUUAAAGAAAAUUUGAAAUACUCGGUACGAUUACCAGAUUUAAUACAAAGAUAGUAAAUCAUAAGCUACUCUUGUUAACCUUCAUGGAUAUCAACGUAUAGAUUAAGAUCAAAGAAUGAAGUGCAAACCAAAUUUGAAUCCUUGAUGCCUUAAGCAGUGUGUGUCUGUGUGUAUGCAGUUGCUCGCUGCCCCCUGCUUAUGUGCAAAUGUUGAAACGUGUAUAAAUACACUUUGUGUAUAAAGAGUACUUUCAAAUGUGUAAAUAUUUAAUGUUUUACUGUGCAUACAAUAACAUGCAGUAAUAAAAUAUUUAACUAGGUAAACGUAUUGUUAAUUUUAGAGUGUAACUCGCUGUACUUGGAUUAAUGUCAUAAAUAUUGACUGGUGAAAAAUUGAGAAACCACUGGGACAUAAAAAAUGAAAGAGGCAGAAAGAGAUUGGCAUGUUUUGCCUUGGUCAUAUCUGCUAAACAUCUACUAAAGAGGGUGUAUGAGGUCAAAAAAAUACAUGUUCCAGAAUUCUGUAAUUAAUGUGUGGAGAUACCCAUAAAUAGAUAUGCUCUAGUUCCUAGUUUCAAGCAGAAGUGACAUUUAAUGGUCUUUAUGGUAAAUUAGCAUUGUAGAUAAACUUAGCAAGUGGAGCAAAAGGUGGAUGAUAGUUUUUCAAUGUAAAUCAGCAUCAUGUAGUGAAAAAUGGAAGUAAAAAUAGGUCACAUGAAGAAUACAGAUUUUGACGAAAUGUAUGAAUUGCUUACCAUGGUAAAUGUGAAAGAUAAAAUGAAUAUUAAAAAAUCACUUACAAAAUCACAUACUCUAUCAGAAAAGGACAUGAGGAAUACUAAAUAUAAAGUUAGUGUGUAGAGUAUUUACAGAAAAGGAUACCUUAAAUGAAGCAGAUUUGAACCUUUAAUGGCAAAUGAAAGUAAAGUAAAGAAUAACAAGCCUGUCUGCCUUGGAAAAUUUGUGUGAUUUCAUUCAUAUUCAUUCAUAUAGUUUAUUUGGACAUGACACAUAGUUGUACAAAGAAUUAUAGUAGUUGGGUGUAUAUGCCAAAAACCCCUUGUAUGCAGAGCAUUAUGGGCAGGCUUAAAAUUAACUUGAAAUUAACAAGCAAUGAAAGAAACCAAACCAUACCACGGGCGGGGAUAGAACCCACGAUCAGAGAGUCUCAAAACUCAAGACUGUCGCGUUAGCCACUGGACUGUCUGAUCAUGGGUUUUAUCCCCGCCCAUGGUAUGGUUUGCUUGCAAUCGUGUCAUUACGAUUUCAUGAGUCAAGCAAUGAAAGGUUCAGUGGUAAAAAUUACCGUAAACAAUUUACAAUAAGAAGUACAAUUGAGUGUUUGAAACAAUGAAAUUUGAACAUUUCGAUAUUGAAGCAUUAUAGUUGUGCAAAUUUGUCGCAUUACAAUGUAUAACAAACAAGAUGAUCAAUUUACUGUAUGUUGUCUUGAAGUUUUAAGAUUUAAGUAAUUGGGAGAAUUAUUGGUAAUGUUAAAUAUUGAGUGUUGAUUAUUUAGUCCUGGGCAAGUAAGUGGUUUCUUUUUAGAAGAGUCUUAAAGGAAGUGGCAGACAGAUAGAAAAUGGGAAACAUUGUUCCAGUAAUGAAAAAAUUCUCUAUAUUGAUUUCAUUUAUUUUGACUUCAAAAUGUUAUUCAAUAGUUUUCCCAUGAGACUGAUUUUGAAAAUACAAUAAAUAAUAUAAAUAAACUUAAAAAGUUUUAUGAAUGAUUUUCUGUAUGAAAUGAAAAUGCAAACAGUGGCAAUGGGAUAAAAUAACUGUGGGAAUUGUGACCAGCAAUAAAAUUUAACUAAUAAAAUUUUUAAUUUAUGUAACUAAUUGCCAGAAGGAAUAAACAAAUGCUGUAUAUAUAUGUAAGUACAAUACAUCCUCAUGGUUAAUCCAGAAAUCUUAUGCAAAAUAAGUAAUAAAUUAUUGCAGAGCCCUGUAAGGAAACUGGAUAAAGUGAGCAGAUAGUGAUCAAGAUGAUUGAAUUAAAUUUGGAUAAGUCACCAGACAAAUUAUUCUUUAGAUAGUAUGUGAAUUGGGAAAUGAGUUAUGAAGAAGAGACAUAAAAAGGUACAUUGAGGGGUAUAUAAAAGUUACGUGAAAAUAUAUUAAGAAUGUGUCUUAUCAACAAGGAGAAUAAGAGGUCAUUAUUGUUAACCGUGAAAAGUGGUGCCUAAAGAAAGUUUGUUUACAAAUCAUUGUAGAAUACUGUACUGGAAUGAGAUAGAGAAUAAAAAGGUACAAUAUCAUGACUGAGAGAAUACACACAUAGAAGACUGAAACUUGUGACAGUGUUUCAGUCUGACUUGGAAUAUUAACUAGUGAUUAAUUAACCCUCUCACUGUUGGUGACAUAUAGGUACGGCUUACAAGCCAGUGUCAGUGAUGUAUUAAUACGCCAAAAUUCUAGCGGCUUCAAAUCUAGUGGGAGAAAGCCGGUAGACCUACAUGUGAGAGAAUGGGUCUGUGUGGUCACUGUGCGCAGUAUAAAAAAAACCCUGCUGCACACAGUGUAUAAUGAGAAAAAAACUCCAAAGGUAUAUUACAGAAAUAGAGAUGAUAUUGAUUAGUUUCAUGAUGAAAAGUACCUUGAAGUUGAGCUCAAAGUAGCAGAAAUGUUUGACUUUUGCCAAUGCUCGAGAGGAAACAUAUGAAGUCACCAUCGAAUACGUGUCCAACUGGCCAGUCUAAUGCGCAGUCAUGAAUGGGUUGACAUUACUUGUACAAUUAUUACAAUAAUGCAGUUGUCUGCAUAACAGUAAAUCUUCCAUUUUUUGUGUGAAUAAAAAUUCAAAAUGGAGAGCAAGAGUAAUAUAAGAGGGGCCUGGAGUCAUGAGCAAAGAACAGAGAAAAUGUUAUUUAGUGCCAGGAAUGUCUGCAUUGUUUAUUCUGGACCCUAUUUUGAAAUUGGCAUCUUUUGAAAUUUGUGUGAAAUGACCAAAUUGCCAAUUUCUGACUAUUUUAUUGGGUAGUUGAAAUCGGUUAAUUAGCGGUUUCUUGUACUUAAUCAAUAAACAAAUGGAGUUCUAGCGAAAUAGCUAUGAGUUUGGUUGAUUGGAACAAUGGAAUUGGCCAAAAAUAGGGCAAAAUCUCCGAUGUGUAUAUAUCACCGAGACCUCUAACUUCGCAAGAGUGUAAUGCCGUAAGUUUCUAACAAAUUUCGUACUUUUGGUGUCAUUACCAUCGGGAAAAGAUUCUCUAUCAUUUCAUAAGAAAAAAUAAUUUUUUUUUGUAAAGUCUUCGACACUGAGAACAAGUUUGUGAGCAGGGGUCUCGACAGUGAAAGGGUUAAUGGUCCAGGUUGGAUCGAAACAUUGUCAAAAGUUUGUCUUGUAUGUGCGGGUUAUUUGUUCAUUGUUCUGGAAUGAGAUAACAAAAGGGUGGUACAGUAGUAUAUAACAAUGGUACAAUUAUUGGCAACUUAAAUUCUAUAACAAGUAAAACAUUGAAGGCAUGCCAACAUGAGUAUAGCUCUGUAACUACUAAUUGGGAAGCCAGUAGGUAAUCACAAGUGUCAAAAAUAAUCUAAUGGGUCAUUAUACAUGUGUUCUGACAUGGGAUAAGUUCAACAGUUUGAACACAAACUGUAGACAUGUUAUCAUUACAGUGGACCCCCGACAUUCGAUGCAUUUUAAUGCAAAAAUUUCGCCUCGACAUUCGAUGGAAAACCCGACAUUCGAUACGAUUCGUACGAGACGUGUCCACAUGUGGCCUGAACUGCCCCGUGUGUGCCAGUGUUUACAAGCCAGCCAGUGUGCGCACAUCUAAGGAUACAUUCGGUACAUUCCAUAUUAUCACUGUUUUUGGUGCUUGUUUCUGCAAAAUAAGUAACCAUGGGCCCCAAGAAAGCUUCUAGUGCCAACCCUUCGAGAAAAAAGAUGCUAAUGACUAUUGAAAUGAAGAAAGAGAUAAUUGCAAAGUACGAAAGUGGAAUGUGUGUGUCGGAGCUGGCCAGGUUGUAUAGUAAACCCCAAUCAACCAUCUCUGCUAUAGUGAGCAGGAAAAUGGCAAUCAAGGAAGCUGUUGUUGCAAAAGGUGCAACUUUGUUUUGGAAGCAGAGAUCGCUAGUGUUAGAAGAUGUUGAGAGACUGUUAUUGGUGUGGAUAAAUGAAAAACAGAUAGCAGGAGAUAGCAUCUCUCAAGCGAUCAUUUGUGAAAAGGCUAGGCAGUUGCAUGAUGAUUUGGUAAAGAAAUUGCCUGCAACUAGUGGUUAUGUGAGUGAAUUUAAGGCCAGCAAAGGUUGGUUUGAAAGAUUUAAGAAUCGUAGUGGCAUACACAGUGUGGUAAGGCAUGGUGAGGCUGCCAGUUCGGACCACAAAGCGGCUGAAAAAUAUGUGCAUGAAUUCAAGGAGUACAUAGAGGCUGAAGGAUUGAAACCUGAACAAGUGUUUAAUUGUGACGAAACAGGCCUGUUUUGGAAGAAAUUGCCAAGCAGGACCUACAUUACUCAGGAGGAAAAGGCACUCCCAGGACAUAAGCCUCUGAAAGACAGGCUUGCUCUUCUGAUGUGUGCCAAUGCUAGUGGUGAUUGCAAAGUGAAACCUUUAUUGGUGUAUCACUCAGAAACUCCCAGAGCGUUCAGGCAAAAGAAUAUCCUCAAGGCUAAUUUGUGUGUGCUGUGGAGGGAAAACAGUAAGGCAUGGGUCACUAGGGACUUUUUCUGUGACUGGUUACACCAUGCAUUUGCCCCCAUUGUGAAAAAUUACCUAAUUGAAAAGAAAUUAGACCUUAAGUGCCUCCUGGUAUUAGACUAUGCCCCUGGUCAUCUAACAGACUUGGCAGAGCGACUUUCUGGGGACAUGAGCUUCAUUAAGGUCAAGUUUUUGCCUCCUAAUACCACUCCUCUCCUGCAGCCCAUGGACCAGCAGGUCAUUUCCAACUUCAAGAAACUGUACACAAAAGCUAUGUUUUAAAAGUGUUUUGUAGUGACCACAGAAACUCAACUGACUCUAAAAGAGUUUUGGAAGGAUCUCUUUAAUAUCCUCAAUUGUAUAAACCUUAUAGGUAAGGCUUGGGAGGAAGUGACUAAGAGGACCUUGAACUCUUCUUGGAAAAAACUGUGGCCAGAAUGUGUAGACAAAAGGGAUUUUGAAGGGUUUGAGGCUAACCCUGAGAAUCCUGUGCCAGUUGAGGAAUCCAUUGUCGCAUUGGGGAAGUCCUUGGGGUUGGAGGUUAGUGGGGAGGAUGUGGAAGAGUUGGUGGAGGAGGACAAUGAUGAACUAACCACUGAUGAGCUGCUAGAUCAUCUUCAACAGCAAGAGGCCAGACCUGAGGAAACUGCUUCGGAGGAGGAGAUAAAGAAAUUGAAGAAGUUGCCUACUUCAAAGAUUAAGGAAAUGUGUGCAAAGUGGCUUGAAGUGCAAACCUUUUUUGAUGAAAAUCACCCUGACACAGCUACUGCAAGCCGUGUUGGCAACCUGUACACUGACAAUGUUGUGAACCACUUUAGGAAAGUCAUAAAGGAACGAGAGGUACAGGCUUCUAUAGACAGAUAUGUUGUGCGACAGAAGUCCAGUGACUCUCAAGCUGGUCCUAGUGGCAUUAAAAGAAGAAGGGACGUAACCCCGGAAAAAGACUUGAUACCUCAAGUCCUAAUGGAAGGGGAUUCCCCUUCUAAACACUAACACCAUCCACACUCUCCCCUCCUCCUAUCCCAUCAAUCAUCACCAGAUCUUCAUUAAAGGUAAGUGUCAAUUAUUCUAUUGUUAUUAAUCUAUUGUUAUUGUUGUUAUUGUAAUUAUUCUAUUGCAUUAAACUUAAUAUUUCAUGUGGUAAAUUUUUUUUUUCAUACUUUUGGGUGUCUUGCAUGGGGAAAAUUAAUUCGACUUUCGAUAUUUUCAACAUUCGAUGAGCUCUCAGGAACGGAUUAAUAUCGAAUGUCGAGGGUCCCCUGUAUAUCAUAAAUUGUAGUGUAAUUUGCAGUUUACUAUAAUUACUCCAAAAUGUUAGAAGUUGUACAAUGUUAAAACAAAGUGUACAUAUAAGAUGGACACUAGUACUCUUUUGAAAUUGUUAUAAAUGCAUUCCUUGGGAUAUGAAGGUACUAGUUAUUUAUACAGGAGAAGGGGUAACUAACCCCUUGCUCCCAUUAACAAUAAUAUAUAAUGUAUGUAAUUGGUCUUUAUCCUAGGUAGUAGGUUGGUAGACAGCAACCGCCCAGGGAGGUACUACCGUCCUGCCAAGUGAGUGUAAAACGAAAGCCUGUAAUUGUUUUACAUGAUGGUAGGAUUGCUGGUGUCUUUUUAUUGUCUCAUACACAUGCAAGAUUUCAGGUAUGUCUUGCUACUUCUACUUACACUUAGGUUACACUUCACAUACAUGUACAAGCUAUAUACACACACCCCUCUGGGUUUUCUUCUAUUUUCUUUCUAGUUCUUGUUCUUGUUUAUUUCUUCUUACCUCCAUGGGGAAGUGGAACAGAAUUCUUCCUCCGUAAGCCAUGCGUGUUGUAAGAGGCAACUAAAAUGCCGGGAGCAAGGGGCUAGUAACCCCUUCUCCUGUAUAUAUUACUAAAUGUAAAAGGAGAAACUUUGGUUUUUUCUUUUGGGCCACCCCGCCUCGGUGGGAUACGGCCGGUGUGUUGAAAGAGAGAAAGAAAUUGGUCUUUAUGUAGCAAGUUUAUAUCUGAUAAAAUAUAGAUAUCUUUUAUCAUGCAAGGAAGCAAAUUUGGUAACCAACUUGGAUUCAUAAAGUGAGGGCAUUAUGUUGUGGGAAGAAAGCACAGCUAUUAUAUAAAAGUAAUUCAAACAGCAGUAUAAGAAAUUUCACUUCUGCUAUAGAAAACAAAUUAUGUUUUCACAAAAGCAGUAAAUGAAUUGUGUAAAGUAAAAAAAAAAAAUUGUCUGGGCACUACAAGAGAUUUGUGCACUGGGGAACCUUGAUGUUCCUUCAGAGAGCAUGACACAUUGAUUACAUAUAAUACAAUGAUGAACUUGUGAAUAUUAUAAGUAUUUUACUGUGUGGAAAAAAAUACAUUGUUUUGUAUAGUCUGUUGUAUGUACAGUAUAUAUAAUGAUGCUAUGUUUGCAUCACAAGGUUAGAAGAUUGCAACUUGUUUACGUCAUAGAGAUUGUUUAUAUUUUUUUACCAAGUUUCUUGUUUUCCUCUAUUUUUUAUGCUGUGCAAAUUUAAAAACAAGAAUUAAAAUACACCUGACCACCGGGUAGACUUAGGUUUUGCCCCCAUGCCAGGCUUAAGAGUUAACUAAAGUAAUUCAGAGUAAUACACAAAGCUCUUAUAAUUAACUAUCAUUCUUUUCAUUCAUUUCUGUUUUGAAUGUGUGUGUAUGCAGCAUUCUUUCUCAGUAAUAAGAAUGAAAUAAAUACAAAAACUGUACUUCAACAGUUUAGUUUCUCUGUAUUCUAUAAUAAACUUUUAGCACAGUGCUACCUAUUCUAUAGUGUAAUUCCAGAUUUGACCCCAUUUUGUUUAUUUAUAUCUAGUCAAAGUCAAAAAUAUAAAGUGAAUGAACAAUUUUGGUAAGGGGAAAAUAAAAAGAAAGACCUCUUGCUAAUACAGUUUGGCCAUCACUAAUUUGGCAUCAUUGGGACCUGUAGUGUGCCAGAUUAGUGAGUUUGCCGGACUACAGAGUGGUUAGGUUAGAAUACACUUAAUUAACCUAUCAAUAGAGACUUUCUGUUACAUCGUCCUCAUUUUCAUCACUGCUUUUUCCUGCACUGGCUUGCUGCUGUGGACUUACAACCAUCUGCACAGUUUUUGAGUCAGUAUAAUGAUGAAAUUUGAAACUAUGCUAGCCGAAAUUAGUGCCGGAUUACUGAUGGCCAACCUGUAGUACUGUAGUAUACCCUUCUUAUAAUGGACUUCUGUUAGACUCUGGAAAUAUGGAACAAAAUCUACUGGGUUAAUUGAUUUGGAAACUAUGGGGGAAGUCUGUUAGCUGUAGAAUUGAUAAAUUAGACACAUGUGCAACAUUUGGGUAUCUUAAUGAGGAAAUGUUUUGCCACAUUGUGGCUUCAUCAAAGGAGAAUGGUGAAGAACAGGAGAAGUUUGAGGUAAUCAGUCCCUCAGUCUUGAAGGACUGAUUACCUUUAGCUGUGAGGAACUGAGAGACUGAUUACCUCAAACUUCUCCUGUUCUUCACCAUUCUCCUUUGUAUGGACUGAUGAAGCCACUGUGUGGCAAAACAUUUCCUCAUUAAAGAUACCCAAAUGUUGCACAUGUGUCUAAUUUAUCAACUUGUCGGUUCUCUGAACCAUUCAUCUACAUACCUGUAGAAUUGUUUAUCAUCACAGCAAAACAGUCUACAAUUGCCAUUACUGCCCCCCCCCCCUUUCUCCCUUAGUCUAUUAUAUGGAAGGUUUACUGGUACUAUAAUGAUCUUGAAUGGUCUCCACACUUCACGUGAUGACUCAGUUUCUACCGGUAAUGUGCUAUAUUCAGUACAAAUUUCUGCUUUUAUGCAAACCCCCAAGCCCAGCACUACUUGAUUUAUUAACAAUGUCCUAUAUAUCUUUAAAUAUCAUUCUGGAUAGGUGUGUAUUAACUUUUAUAAAUGAAGAAAUUAGAGAAAGAAAAUAGAUUUUGGUAUUGGAAAUCCACUGAGCAUACAUGUAUUUUAAAAAAUCCAUUGGCUGAUUUUCAGCUUGUCUUUCUCAAAGUCAAAAGAAAAUGGGCACCUAGCCAAACGAACAUGAGUUACGCUGACAAAAUUGGGACUAGGAGUAGAGAGGAGCAGGAAAGAGAAUUAGGGAGAUAUGUAUUCACAAGUUCAUAACAUGUACAUUUCAACUACGAUGAAGACAAGCUGGUUGGUUGGUGGUACAGGAAGGUGGGAGAACCUUAAUAGGAUGCACGACCAUAACACAAAACACACAUCACGUUUUGAUGUACCCCAUGUCCACACCACACUUGUAAGAACUAUGUAAGAACAACAAUUUAAGACUCUUCUCUAAAACCAUCUACUCACCCUAAACUAAAUGUUCAAUACUUAAUACUUAAAUUAAGAUCUCCCAACUACCUAAAUCUUAACACUUCAAAAUUUAAAUACCCAAAGUUCAUACGUAACUUAAUACUACAUUGUAGUAUAAAUACCUGCACAAAACUAUACUGCCAUACACUAUAUUGUAGCAUUCUAACACUGUAAACUACUUUCACCAACGCUCAGUAUUAUAUUCCAGUAAUAUAACUUAAAUAUUUACUAUUGAUAUACACAACCUACAAAAUACCUCCAGAUUGUCCCAAUGUAAUAUCCUCAGAUUGUAACUUGAGUUAACUCACUGUCUGCUUUAAAUAAAAAUAAACUAUGAUCAGUUUCUCUAGUAUUAAGUAGUCUGUAAGCCAUUAAUUUAGUCUGCCCAUAAUGCUGUGGCAUGAUAGUGGCUCUCUUUGCACUCCAACUCAUUAUUGAAACUUCAGAAACUGUGUAAAGUUGCAAAGAAAUAAAAAUUGUAUUGUAUUGUAUAAGUGACAAGUAUGAAUAACUUGUGUAGGGAGUAUGACUUGCUUUUUUUUUUACGACAAAAAUUUUUGCAUAUGAUAAUUGGGUGCAUAUGUACCCCAUGGCCUGAUGGCUAAAGCUCUUGCUUCACAUAAGGAGGGUCCUGGUUCAAUUCCCGGCAAGGGUAGAAACACUGGGCAUGUUUCCUUACACCGGUUGUCUGUGUUCCCCAUCAGUAAAAUGGGUACCUGGGUGUUAGUCAACUGGUGUGGGUCAAAUCCUGGGAGGACAAAACUGACCUAAUUUGCCCAAAAUUCUCUUCAUAACAAGGGACUUUCUAUAUAGUAGUAUGUCAUUGAUGUCAGCUAGGCGUGUAUACCUUGUACAUGUAUAUACAUACUUGCAGAAAUAAAGAUAUGCUUUCUUUCUUCUUUCAACAAACUCGCCGUAUCCCACCAAAGCAGGGUGGCCCAAAAAGAAAAAAAUUCUCUUUUUAACGUCAGUAAUGUAUACAGGAGAAGGGGUUACUAGCCCCUUCUCCUGUAUACAUUUUAUCCACCUCUUAUGACAUGCAUGACUUAUGAAGGAAGAAUUUUGUUCCACUUCCCCAUGGAGAUAUAAAAUAAACCAGAACAAGAACUAGAAAGAAAAUAGAAGAAAACCCAGAGGGAUGUGUGUAUAUAUGUUUGUUGUAGUGUGACCUAAGAGUAAGUAGAAGUAGCAAGAUAUACCUGAAAUCUUGCAUGUUUAUGAGACAGAAAAAAAAGACACCAGUAAUCCUACCAUCGUGUAAAACAAUUACAGGCUUCCGUUUUACACUCACUUAGUGCCUCCCUCGGCAGUUGCUGUUUACCAAUGUACUCCCUUGGAAAGAUAUUAUUAUCAUUACUAGUCGAGAAAUGCGGACUUUGCAGAGUCUUGGAACAUAUCUUUGUCAUGUGUGUAGUGUUGGGUUUGUUUUGUUACUUCACUUAUACUCCCUUAGGUAGAAACACAUCAGUUGCAUAAACUGAGGAACACCAGUGCUGUUCGAUUUUUUGACUGAACAUGUCACAAUCUGGGAGAACAUGGGUGUCAUGAAGGUUUACAGUAAACUUAUAUAUAGGUCAUAUUUCUAUUGCUCACCAUUGCCUUUUAAGGAGACUAAAGCAAUAUACUAUAAUACUCAUGUAUAUAAGUUGUGCAUUGUGUAUACUUGUUGCUCAAAUUUAUGAUAAAUGUACUGGUAAAUGAUUAAAAUAAGGAGGAAAGUCAGGGAAAUAAAUAUGCAUACAGAAGUUAGAAGAAUUAGUAAUUAGAAAUAAAAGGUGAAUAUAUUGCUAUUUUAUAUUACAGUUGAUAUAUAUAAUAGGAUUACAAAAGAUGUAGGUGAGGCUGAGGGAUAUAAUUGCUAGUUUUAUUUCUUGUCUUAAUUAUUGAAACAUUAUUUCUUGGUAUGAUAUUAGUUAAGGACUUUGUUAUUAAUUUUAAUUACCAGUAAUUAAGUAAUCAUUACAUUGGGGCAUCACAACAUUAGGGUCAUUGGUGAAGUUUUUCUUUAUUAUUGACAUACUGUACAUCAUUAGAAAAAUCAUUUAGUGUAUGAAUUUUUAUUGAGUGAUUGCUUUUGUUGUUGUUCUUUUAAUUUGAAAUAAAUUCUUAAAGUUGAUGUCAUCUGUAAAUUCUAGUUACAUGUACAAUAUAUAUUUAGAAUUUGUAAUAAUUAAUGUUUUGACAAAAUUAUCUGAGUUUAGUGUAAUUUGAGUAUCAUCAUAUUUUAUUCAGGUAACAUCUUACAGCAACUUAAUACGUAUAUAAUAAUGGUUCUUCUGCAAUUUUACCCUAAGGUAAAUACUUGUUUUAGAAUAGUACUUAAGUACAGUACUGUAUUCAACUCUUAUUAUAUUUUGCUGAAAUUCUAGUGUUGAUCUUGGACCAAAAAAAAAAAAGCCUUUUGUGGGUUAUACAGGGUUGAGCAUAAGUCAUCUUAACAAGAUUUAUGAAAUCAUUUUGUGAGGAACAGUCGUUGCUAAUCAUUACUGUAAUUAUUUUUGUUAGUGAUUUAUGCUGCAUCUUGUAUAUUUAAUAGGCAGAUUUAACUUGAAAAGCUAGUUAGCAGAGUUGCUUGUAAUGUAAAGGUCUUUUAUAAUAUCAAGAUUGUUGUGAACAUGCUAUUAACAUUAUACCAGAGCAUCUUACUAUACUUGUGGAUCAAUGUCUAGCUAUUUUCAUGCUCUAUACACCUCCAGCCAAUUAGGUUAACAGUUGUGCAAAGUUAAUAUUAUUCAUGGAGAAGCACUACACCAAUAGGGAUUCAGGCAGUACCUGGAAAGUGAGAGGUAAUCAAAUUUGGUCCCAGGAAGUGGAUAGUAGGUAGUUCCAGUGUUUUGAAUCAAGGGCCCUUCAGCAGCAUAGAGGUACUGUAUCCCUCUUAAACAGUGUAAAGCCAAAAGAAAAAUAGCAAAUAUUGCACAUUUAGAGACAGCCAUGCCUCAACCCCUGCAAGCAUAUAUUAGUAAGUACAUAUAGGUGGUAUAUUAAAGGUAAUAAAUCUAUCUUUCUUUCAACAAACUGGCCGUAUCCCACCGAGGCAGGGUGGCCCAAAAAGAAAAACAAAAGUUUCUCUUUUUAAAUUUAGUAAUUUAUACAGGAGAAGGGGUUACUAGCCCCUUCCUAAGGUAAUAAAUAUAGAGGAAAAUAUUAAAGCAAGUUCAGAUACUGUAACAGUCAAGGAAAGUUUGUGUGUUAUAUUCUCUAAUGCUUCUUAUUGCAAGAACAACAUUAUUGCUUAGUAUAUUUUAGUGGGAUCUGAAAUAUGUAUGCUAAGUAUGUUUGUGUUUCCUUUAUCUACACUUUAGAAAAGUAUUCUAUAAAAGAUUUUAUAGACCUCCCUUUACCUGAGCAUCAAUGUGAAAUAAAUGGCUUACUUAAUGAUAUAUUAUUUAUUAUAAUUACUACCAAUAUUAUUUUAAAGUGUUCUACUGUAAUUGCUUUAAUUAUUUACAUAGAGAAUAUAAAUGUGACAAGACUGUAGGUACAUAGACUGCAGGUGGUACAGUAUAUAACUUGCCUAAGUCACAUCCACUGUUUAAAAAAAGGGCUUUAUUUAUUGUUAUUAUAAUUACUGGUAGUAGUGAUAAUGCUUUUCGUAGUGUUUAGUUUUGUCUUGGGUGGUUUUACUCAAGGUAUUGAUUUUUAUUUCCUUAACACAGCAGGCAACCCAAAAAAGAACAUAUUCGCCAUCAUUCAUUCAGUAGCUGUUUUGCCAGAAGUGCGCAGACCUCACAAUUCAAAUGACCCUUUGAACUGCAUCAUCAUUUUAGCUCCAAGAAAAAAAAUAAAAGCUGCAGUACAUUUUAUUAGUAUAUAAAUAGAUUGCCAAGAGAAGAAAAAGGUAUGUGAUUUACAGUGCUUUUGAAUGAACAUUGAUACUAUUAAAAUUACUCAUUGUAGGGAAUUUUGCCUUGUACCAUAGUAUUAUGCAGUUAAUGACUCCUGUCCUAUAAAACUGUCACAACAGAUUUCUACAAGAUGAUUCAAAGAAAUGUCAGUAACUAAUUAUGCUUGAGCAGAACCAAAUUUGUACAACUAGUGACUAUUUCUUGGAGACAUUGUUACCAGCCAGGCACUUAUGGGCUCCAUAACAGGAAUUCUGUCUCAUAUUGCCAUAAAAUGUAUAUACCUAGAAUUGUCAUUACUUUACCCUGUCAGUAAUCUAUCAAUGAGCACGCAGAAAUUACCUUCGAUGUUGUCACUACCCUAACCCCCUUACUUCAUCUUCCCUCCUUGCUGAUGGGCCUGCCUUGGACUCAGACUCCCUCAUUGCCUUUUUGACAGCAACUGAAUUACUGGAGUAUACCUGGAGAGGGUUUCGAGGGUCAGUGCCCUAGUGGCCUGGUCUGUGACCAGGCCUCAUGGUGGAUCAGGGCCUGUUCAACCAAGCUGUUGCUGUUGGCCGCACGCAACCCAACAUAUGAAUCACAGCCCGGCUGGUCAGGUACUGACUUUGAGUGCCUGUCCAGCGCUUUCUUGAAGACGCCCAAAGGUCUGUUGGUAAUCCCCCCUUAUGUGUGCUGGGAGGCAGUUGAACAGUCUUGGGCCCCUGACACUUAUUGUGUUAUCUCUCUUCGUGCUAGUGGCACCCCUGCUUUCAUUGGGGGAAUGUUGCAUCAUCUGCCGAGUUUUUUGCUUUCAUAGGGAGUGAUUUUCGUGUGGAAGCUUGGUACUAAUUCCUCUAGGAUUUUCUGAGUGUAUAUAAUCAUGUAUCUCUCCUGCCUGCGUUCUAGGGAGUACAGGUUGAGGAACUUCAAACAUUCCCGGUAAUUGAGGUGUUUUAUCGCAGUUAUGUGUGCCUUGAAGGUUCUCUGUACAUUUUCUAGGUCAGCAGUUUCCCCUGCCUUGAAAGGUGCUGUUAGUGUGUAGCAAUAUUCCAGCCUAGAUAGAACAAGCGACCUGAUGAGUGUCACUACACAAACUUUGAUGAUACUUCCUUUAACACUCUUCACAGCACCUUUAUAUCUCUACCCCUAUUCUCUUCUCCAUCCUUGCUACUCUUCAAUCCAACAAAAUCCCCUGCCCUGCAGUGUUGUAUGACCAUAGUAGUUUUAUCUCUUUGUUUUGAUGAUAAUAAUAAUAAUACCCUAUUAGUAUAAAUGCCUGAAGAGCAACAAAUAGGCAAAGUACAGUACUUAACUUAUCUGAUUUGUCAGUAUCAUUGAUGCAGAACUCAUCCAUCCUCAAACAUUCUAAAUAUGUAGAAAUUCCCUGAGCUUAGUACUUGUGUUCAAUGCAGAUUUGACUACUUUUGACCAUGUCUUAGUAGAUUUAAAAUACAGUAAAGCCUCGAAUAGAACGAAUUUAAACAGAAUGUUUUUGUGAUAACAUUGUUGAGCAAUUGCAGCAUAAAUUUGAACAGAUUGCCAUAAAACUUGAGUAGCACACUUUAAAUAUUUAAAAAAAGGUGUUAAGGCAUGAAAACUGCUCAGGAGAUUUAUAUGGCUUGGAGAAAGUCAGUUGCUGACUCGAGCUCAGUAACUCGUAUGCUGUAGUGGCCCUCUUAACCUCAACAGACAGUCUUACCCACAGCCAUCAGCUGACAAAACAAAUGACUCACAGCUGUCUGCUUCUCAGUAGCUGCAUACUUAUCUCCAAAUACCUCUAGGACAAGCAAAAGGAACAAAGGAUUUAAGGUUGCAUUAAAUUCUUAUUACUUUUUUUUAUGUAUAGGUAUUGUAUACUGAUAAGAUUGUGGAUUAACUUUGAGUCAUGGUGGUGUAUUGGCCUUCUGUUUUCUCUGGAUAGAAUACCAUGCUCAUUUUCUCUAGAAGGCAGAAACAGUAUACUGAGGUAGCCUCAAUAAGUUUAUUUAGUAACUAAGUUUUUAUUGAGAAUUUGGGUACAUAACAUAUAUUUUCAUAUAAAAAAGCAGUGACAUCUAUAAUAUAAGGUGUCAAAAAAUUCAUUAUUUUUGACUGAAUAAGAAACUUUACAUAACCCUAUUUUUUCUGUUCUUCAGUUUGCUGAACACUUUUUUUUUGUAUGUGUGUGUGUGUGUGUGUUAGUUACCAUUUUUGCAGUUCCUGGCCCUGCCUCUUCGCUGGCUGCUACUGGGUCACUUCCCGCUCCAUGAGCUUUAUCAUACCUCUUCUUAAAGCUAUGUAUGGAUCAUGCCUCCACUGCAUCACUUCCCAGACUAUUCCACUUCCCAACAACUCUGUGACUGAAGAAAUACAUCUUAACAUCCUUGUGAUUCAUCUGAAUCUUCAACUUCCAACUGUGACCCCUUGUUGCUGUGUCCUAUCUCUGGAACAUCUUGUCUCUGUCCACCUUGUUGAUUCCUCUCAGUAUUUUGUAUAUCGUUAUCAUAUCCCCUCUAUCUCCUGUCCUCCAGUGUCAUCAGGUCGAUUUCCCUUAACCUCUUCUCGUAGGACAUACCCCUUAACUCCAGGACCAGUCUAGAUGCAAACCUUUGCACUUUCUGUAGUGUGUGUGUGUGUCUCUUUCUGUCUGUCUCAUCAGAAAUGCAACUUGUCUUUUUCAAGGGCCCUUUGUGUUAUAUAAUGAAUGUACAUACUAGGGCACCAUUGAAAGGUAAUACAAUGUUUAGUCAUAGUAGUCUAUAACUUGAAGGUUAUCUUUAAGAAGACUGUAGCUGACUCAGAAAUGUGUUGUUAAUCUCAUAGUAUGAUGGAACUGUGUCCUUUACAGAACAGUAUCCAAAAAUGCAGCUCUGUACCAGCACUCAUUUGUGGGUGGUCUACUUCCACUCUGCAAAAUUAAUCUUGUAAGAGCGAGACAGUCAUGAGUCAACACGUUUUUUUCAUAUCUUCACUUGUUCAACUCAAGGGACUUUAUGGAGUGAUAAAUUUUCCUGUUUUCAUUGAAGGUGAACCAACUAAAUUCGCUUCAUAAUAUAUAGCCUCUGAUUCCUGAUACCUGUAUUUUUUUGCUACACAUCUUGUGGCCUCAUUGACAGGUUGCCUCAAACCUAACUACAGUAACUAUAGAAGUUUUAAUUAUUUUAUGGGGUUGCAAAAUAAAAAUGAUAAAAUUUGUAAAUAUUUCUUAUUCAUUGUAUAAUGCAUUCUACAGAUUCAAGGAAUUAUUAAGGGUUCAGUGUUUAUUAGUGCCUUGCAUGUGCAUUAACCCUUUGACUGUCAAGGUCGUAUAUAUACGUCUUACGAGGUACCGUGUUUGACGUAUAUACAUGUAUACUCAUAAAUUCUAGCGGCUUUAAAUCAAGCAGGAGAAAGCUGGUAGGCCCACAUGUGAGAGAAUGGGUCUGUGUGGUCAGUGUGCACCAAUAUAAAAAAAAUCCUGGAGCAUGCAGUGCAUAAUGAGAAAAAAAAAACUCGACCAUUUUUUUUAAUUAAAAUGCCGACUUUGUGGUCUAUUUUUGUAUAGUAUUUAUGGUUGUAUUCUUGUUUUCUUGGUCUCAUUUGAUAGAAUGGAAAACAUAUUAUAGAAAUAGAGGUGAUUUUGAGUGAUUUUACUAUAAAAAGAACCUGGAAAUGGAGCUCAAAGUAGGGGAAAUGUUUGAUUUUUGCCCAUGUUCAAAAGUAAACAAAUGAUGUCAUUGUCCAAUAAAUGUCCAACUAGUCAUUCUAAUAUGCAGUCAUGAAUGGGUUGAUGUUAUUUAUACAACAAAAUGGAUUUCUAAUAAAAAUGUUAUGAGUUUGGUUGACUGGACCAAUGGAAUUAGCCAAAAAUAGGGCUCAAAGUGGGUGAAAUCGCCGAGGUUGCUAACUUCGCGAGAGCGUAAUUCCGUCAGUUUUCCAUCAAAUUUCGUGUUUUUUGGCAUCAUUACAAUCGGGAAAAGAUUCUCUAUAAUUUCAUAAGAUUUUUUUUUUUUUUUUUUUUUUUUUUUGAAAUUUUGCAACACCAGGAGACACUUUAGGAUUGGGGGUUGCGACAGUCAAGGGGUUAAUUCCCAUAUCCAGACCCUGUGAGGGCCAGUAAUUCAAGAGGACAUAGCAUAGUAAUUUAGCUUUGUGAAGUUUGUAACCCUCAUAUUCUCUAACUAUAUUCACCUUUACAUUCUCCUUUCAUUAACCCUGAUAGUCACCUUAUACGUACCUUGUCUUUCAAUCUUAUACUCACCCUGUCUUGUACUCUCUUGCCCUAUUUUUCACUCUCAUCAAAUUCAGAUACCAAAAGUAUUUUAAAAUACAGUACUACUUAAGGACAAAAAUUUAGAAAAAAGGUAGAGUAUUUUUUAUAAGUAGCCUUUCUGUCAAGCUGUAAGCUAGAUUACUAGCCACGACUUCCCUUAUUAUUAUAUUAUUGUCAAAAAAAAAAAAAAAGAAAAUACAGUAGUAACUUUCCUGGGUGUGACAUCACUAAAUACAACUUGAAAUAUCACACUUACUGCAGCUGCAUCUUAUACUGUACUAAUUGUUUACCUUUAAAUGGUGUUAUCUGCUUGUAGUACCAAACCUUUUCAUUGCUAUACAAAGCAUUCUACAUCCCAUCUUUUAACUUGUUAGUUUUUACCAGUCCAGUGAACAACAAUUCCCCACCUAUCAAUCUCAUUGUGCAAACCUGAUCCACACAUCUUUAUUCAUGCCCACCUUACUUGUAAUUUGUAUUUUAUUGGGUUAAGGUUUAUUCAACCUUACCAAAAGAAAUAAUUACCUCCUGCUAAAAAAGUAAUUUAUUAAUACUUAUAACCCUCUAUUGUAUUUCAACAUCUUUCCAUUUAUAGACAGAAACAAUUUCUGUAUAAUCUGCAGUCUGCAUCCACCCAUUCCUCAGAUACCUUUUCCUCUGCCAUUUCCUAUAAAAUAGCCUCUAGAUCAUUGGCAUUUUUCUGGUUUCAUUUUAAAGCUCUCCUUUUUCAGAUAUUACAGCAUUCCCAUCUGUCACCUGACAUGACAGUUGACAGUGAUGCUUUUUGAAUGUCAUUGGCAUUUAACAAUUUAAAAAUAUUCUUAUUAUCUUGAAAUAUAUCCUGAAUUUGGCAGUAAAUUUAAUAUUAACAUCUUUUUUGAUAAUAGGCAGGUCUGUAUGUUAAAUAUUCCUCCAGUAAAUCUGUAAAUCAUAUAGUCAUGAUGCUCUGGGAAAGAUGUACAUAAUAACUGUUUAAUGUUUCUUACCUUUUUAACAAAAUCUCACAUCAGCUUAAUACAACCUGAUUAUGUUUCUGUUGCAGCUGUCAGUUUCAUGGUUACUAGAGGACAAAUAUGAAAAAAAUAGUGAUUCAGUUUGUUGCAUUCUUCCUGCAUUAGUUAACACUUACUGUAUGGUCCCUAGAGUAGUCUGAAAUAAAAUGACACUUUAAAGCAGCAUGGAAAUUUGUAUACAGUACUGUACGUAUAAGAAAAUAUUUUGCUUGAUAUAAAGCAUGUUUUCGGUGGUUAUGUGUACUGUACCUGUAUAUUACUAGGUGUGUUCAUUAGGUCUUAUCUUGUCUUUAUCUAACUGUUUUGUUGUAGUUGUUUUGUAUUAAUAGGAUCUUGUAUAUUACUGGUGAUAAAAAAUAAUUUACUAUUAAUCAUUGUUGAUGAUUGUCUUCUUGUAUGCCUCAAAUAUAAAAAAUGAGGCCAAGAAUAUUAUGAAUUUUCCUUUUAAUCCCAUGAACUAGUAAUGAUAAACUCUUAAGAUACUUUUAGAGUUGGUGCACUGAGAGGGUAAACAUGCAUAUUUUGAAGAUAGGAUAUGUAUCUUUAUUUUUAUAUUUUUGAGUCACUACAGUACUGGUAUGAGAGAAUUUUGUAUUUUUUGUAGUAUCUCAGAACACAUGUGCCCUAGAUAAAUAUUAGGUCUGCAGACAUUUUAAUAGAUUCAAAUGCUGCAUUUCAUAGUACCGUAUACUACUAGUUUAUAUCAGCAGCACCAAGCAUAAAGAUGCACAUUACUCUUCCUUUAACAGAUGCAUAAUAUGGUUCAUUAGUCUAGGGGGCAAUCUUCAGUCAUGCCAGAGAACUUUAAGAUAUAAAGAUGCAUACAAUCCAAAGAUUUUGUAAUAUAUACAAAUAUGCUAAAAAAUUGUGGCCUGUUAUCCUGUUAUGAUUUAUGCAGACAAUAGAAUAUAUAUAUUCUUUAAGGGGUAGAGUACCUUGCCAUAGUGAAGGGAGAGUUGUUGAUACGAGAACUUGGACCUUUUUUCUUCAUCACAUUGAAUAAAAUACCCCAACCCUCUUGGUCCUUUUGGCCACAUUUGAGGGGAUAUUUUUUCCUUUUGUGAAAUUCAACUUGUAAAUGGAAUAAGGAAUCACCACUGGCCUUGUUCUAACGUAACUUGCAUUGGUAGUUAUGUGGUGAUUGUGUCAAAUCACCCAAUAGAAAUUAAAUCAGUGCAUGUUAGGUGACCUUCCAAUGAGAGUAAUGGUCAUCUGACAGAACCUUUGGUUGCAGAAGUAUUACUGAGAUUGCCUGGAGAUCUAGGAGUGGCAACUGCAAGUGUAUGACUCUUGGCAUUCUUUCCAGUUUGCCCACUGCCAUUAUUAGCUGAUAGAUAUUGCACAGUAAGUGCUCUUGUCUAAAUAGAUGAUUUUACUAAGCAGUGUUCAGUCAGUUUUGUAGAUACCAUCUCGGUGUUGUGCACCUGCUUUCAGGGAACAAUAGCAUUACUUGUUGCAGCAGAGGUGACCAUGGUUUAGGGUGGGUACAUUGUUUCUCAUAGUUGUCUUCUGUUUUUAUUUUUUUUUAUUUAGGAAUGAGAAAUUGGUUUAUUCUCCUGAAUCCCAAGUAACUGCCUGGCCAUGGACAUUCCUUAGAACCUGAAAUUACUUUCAGGCAGUUACUUAUUGCCUGAACCUGAUAUUAGCAACCUACUUACCCCAUCUACCUCUGACCCCACAUUACCUUGGCUGGGAAGCCAUAUGCCAAGAGACUACAGACAAGUGACAACAAUACCACAGUACCAUACAGUACAAUACAACAGUACCAACAAUACCACCAGUCCGAUGACAUUCUUCUUUGCAAAUAUACAGAGUCUAAAGCCAGCAACAAACAACAAAAUACCUUCCAUCCGUGGACUGCUUGCAGAGGCAAAGGCAAUGUUCGCGGCUUUCACUGAGACCCACAUAAAGGAUCACUUGGACAACGAAAUAUGGAUCCCAGGUUACAACCUAUACAGAUGUAACAGAG